GUGUGGGAUGGGAGUGGAAAGAUGCAGAGCUCUGAUUUCAGACUGUCAUCUUACAUAAUUAGUCGGUCUCAAAUAAGUAAAAUCAGGUCAUCUAAGCAAAGCUGUGAAAGAAACAAUAUAGAUCACACAAAGAACUAAGUGGUUUAUAGCUUCUAGAAAGCAUACAUCAGAUGGGUGUGUUAGAGAGACAGGAAGGAGAGGGGGGAGAAAUUGGAAACUUACGUAAGGCAAGGUAGCAGUGGGAGCUCUUGCUGCUAAAAAGCAGCAACUUGUUUGUUGAAGUUGUGAAAUCCAUAAAUGUGAACAUUGAACUCCUGGCAGAAGCUGCAGUGUUCUCUUCCAUGAUUCGGAUAUAACAAUACCAUGAGACUAAUGAUCUCUGUUGUUAGUAUUGCCUCUGAUAUGUUAUCACUGAAUUAAGGAAAGAAACAAGGUCAACUGCAUUUAUUUAGUCAGCAAGAAAAGAUUUGUCAGCUAAGGUACUUGAAGGAUUACUGGACUAUUUUCAGUGGAGAGAGCGAAGAUUAAGCAUUUAAUCUGUGCUGCCCUAAAAAACUGGCAGCAGGAGGUUGAGUGUGCUGGCUGACUUCCAUGUGUUUCUUAAUCUAUUCAUUUAUCAAUUUUAUUUUGCCUAGUUUAGUAUGAUGCUUUCUUAUUUCACAACCUGGAGAGGAAAAGUUAAAAAUAAAUCUGUGAUCUAAGACCAGAGUGUUUACAUUGUAAAGUAUAAAUAAUACAUACAAAUGUUGUAUAUUGUGACCAAUGUCACUAGUCUUGUUCAUACAGCCUGUCUUCAGAGAAGAGUAAUAUGCAGGAGUGCAAUUUGUUUUCAAGGCCUGAGUAUUCAGGGGCAAAUUGGACCCCUAUUCUGCAACAAGAUCCCUGGAUUUGGCAGCACUCAGGGGUUUGAUUUGCCCAGUUUUAUGUUCUAUAAUUCCUUCUGGAAUAAACUGCAUCAGAAUUGAAGGGAGAAAUCUUUUGUAUUACCACUGCACAUGGCAUAUUAUUACUGAGAAUAAAGUAAAAUAUAAAGUUCCUUAGUAUUCUAGCCUCUGAUGUUCCUGGGUAGGAAGCUGGGAAAGUUUGAGAUCUAUUUAUGACCUGUUCACUAAACCUUAAUUAUGAAUGAUGUACAACUUCAUCUAGCUGUUGAUUCUGCCAGUUGCAGGUGAGUAAAGGUCCCUUCCUAGAGUGCCUGUAUUCAUGCAUACACAACUGCCCCGGAAAGCACGUGGGGUUUGAAAAUCCACAACAUUCUCCCUCUGUAGUAUGGAAAAUGUUUGGAAUCUUAUGAAGAUUUAGGCAAUGGUUUAUCCUGUGAUAGUGACAUUUACUUUGUUUAAAUAACUUACACUGUAUUAGUAUUGUAAGACUAAAGCAAGAAAAGAAUAGUUUCCUAAAACUAAAUCUUUCAUGUUAAGAGAUUAGUGGGACUAUUCACAAAGGCAACCUAUAAGGGAAGAGGAGAAAUGGAAGUUAAUGUAUAAUGUCAGCGUUACUCAAAUCUGCUCCUUUUUGGAAAAUAUUUUGAUCUGUAGACUUAAAUUCUAGAUUAAUACCUCACUUACUACUGUCUCUUCCCUUAGUUUGUUCUAAAACUGUUGACAACUGCUCAUUUCUACACCAAGUCAAACAAGGCCGUUGAGUCAAAACAAUUAACAUUUGUUCCUGUAUAACAUUUUAUGCUAUAACAUUUUCUUUUCAAUCAGGUGAAAAUGAAAUCCUUGAAACUCUACACAAUAUUGCAAACAAGAACAAAAUCUGGAGGUCCUACAUUGGCAUGGGUUAUUACAACUGCUCAGUACCUCAGGCCAUCGUGCGGAAUUUGUUGGAGAAUGCAGGAUGGGUUACCCAGUAUACCCCUUACCAACCUGAGGUUUCCCAGGGUAGACUGGAGAGCCUGUUAAAUUACCAGACUAUGGUGUGUGACAUCACAGGAAUGGAUGUGGCCAAUGCAUCUUUACUGGAUGAGGGGACUGCUGCAGCAGAGGCUAUGCAACUAUGUCACAGGCACAACAAGAGGAGAAAGUUCUAUGUUGAUGUCCGAUGCCACCCUCAAACGAUAGCAGUAGUCCAAACUAGAGCAAAUUACAGUGGUGUUGUCAUUGAGCUGAAAUUGCCCCAUGAGAUGGAUUUCAGUGGUAAAGAUGUCAGUGGAGUGCUAUUUCAGUACCCAGAUACUGAGGGGAAGGUGGAAGACUUCACUGAACUAGUUGAAAGAGCCCGUCAAAAUGGGACUCUUGUCUGCUGUGCUACUGACCUCUUGGCUCUGUGUAUUUUGAGGCCUCCAGGAGAGUUUGGGGUGGAUGUUGCUCUGGGUAGCUCCCAGAGGUUUGGGGUACCACUCUGUUAUGGGGGACCACAUGCUGCCUUCUUUGCUGUCAAAGAAAACCUGGUGAGAAUGAUGCCUGGGAGAAUGGUUGGAGUUACAAGAGAUGCAAAUGGAAAGGAAGUAUAUCGGCUUGCAUUGCAAACUCGAGAGCAGCAUAUUAGAAGGGACAAGGCGACCAGCAACAUCUGUACAGCACAGGCUCUUCUGGCUAACAUGGCUGCCAUGUAUGGAGUCUAUCAUGGUUCGAAUGGAUUAAAGCACAUUGCAAGAAGGGUGCAUAAUGCCACUCUAAUCUUAGCUGAAGGUCUUAAGCGAGCAGGUCACACAUUGCAGCAUGACCUGUUCUUUGAUACCUUGAAGAUCCAGUGUGGAUGUGCAGUCAAGGAGGUCUUUGACAGGGCAGGUCAGCGGCACAUAAACUUUCGGAUUUAUAGUGAUGGCACAAUUGGAGUGUCACUUGAUGAAACUGUAACUGAGAGAGACCUGGAUGAGUUGUUGUGGAUUUUUGGGUGUGAAUCUUCAUCUGAAUUGGUUGCUGAGAGUAUGGGAGAAGAAACAAGGGGCAUUCUGAGUACUGCAUUUAAGAGGACUUCCAAAUUCUUGACACAUCAAGUAUUCAACAGCUAUCACUCUGAAACUAAUAUUGUCCGGUAUAUGAAAAGAUUAGAAAACAAAGAUAUUUCCCUUGUUCACAGCAUGAUUCCUUUGGGAUCCUGCACAAUGAAGCUUAAUAGUUCAUCUGAACUUACACCUAUCACGUGGAAAGAAUUUGCUAAUAUCCAUCCCUUUGUGCCUCUAGACCAGGCUCAAGGGUACCAACAACUUUUCAGGGAGCUCGAGAGGGAUCUGUGUGAGAUCACAGGCUAUGACAAAAUCUCCUUCCAACCAAACAGUGGGGCCCAGGGUGAAUAUGCUGGAUUGACUGCAAUCAAAGCUUACUUAAAUGCAAAAGGAGAACGUCAUAGAAAUGUUUGUCUUAUUCCUAAAUCUGCUCAUGGUACCAACCCAGCAAGUGCCCAUAUGGCAGGGAUGAAGAUUCAGCCAGUCGAGGUGGAUAAAAAUGGAAACAUUGAUAUUGCCCAUCUAAAGGCAAUGGUGGAUAAGCACAAAGAUAACUUGGCAGCCAUCAUGAUCACAUACCCAUCCACCAAUGGUGUGUUUGAAGAGGAUAUCAGUGAUGUGUGUGACCUGAUUCACAAACAUGGAGGCCAGGUUUACCUAGAUGGUGCAAACAUGAAUGCCCAGGUGGGUCUGUGUCGCCCUGGAGACUAUGGAUCUGAUGUCUCUCAUUUAAACCUUCACAAAACCUUUUGUAUUCCCCAUGGAGGAGGAGGACCUGGAAUGGGGCCAAUUGGAGUGAAGAAUCAUCUGGUGCCCUAUCUGCCUACCCAUCCUGUCGUUGCGCUACAGCUUGAUAAGGAUGCAUGCCCUUUGGGUACAAUUAGUGCUGCCCCUUGGGGCUCCAGUGCUAUAUUGCCUAUUUCCUGGGCCUAUAUCAAGAUGAUGGGUGGAAAGGGUCUUAAACAUGCUUCCGAGAUUGCUAUAUUAAAUGCUAACUACAUGGCAAAAAGACUAGAGAAACACUACAAAGUCCUUUUCAGAGGGGCAAGAGGUUAUGUAGCUCAUGAAUUUAUUUUGGACGCCAGACCCUUCAAGAAAACAGCAAAUGUUGAAGCUGUGGAUGUGGCAAAGAGGCUUCAGGACUAUGGCUUCCAUGCUCCAACAAUGUCCUGGCCAGUGGCAGGGACCCUUAUGAUUGAACCAACGGAAUCUGAAGACAAAGCAGAGCUGGACAGAUUUUGUGAUGCAAUGAUCAACAUUCGUCAAGAAAUUGCUGAAAUAGAGGAAGGCAGAAUGGACUCCAGGGUUAACCCAUUAAAGAUGUCGCCACACACUCUGACUUGCAUUACGUCCCCUAACUGGGAUCGUCCUUAUUCCAGAGAAGUAGCAGCUUUCCCACUACCAUUUGUGAAGCCUGAAAGCAAAUUUUGGCCCACAAUUGCUCGAAUCGAUGACAUCUAUGGAGAUCAGCAUCUGGUUUGUACCUGCCCACCAAUGGAAGUCUAUGAAUCUCCCUUUUCUGAACAGAAGAGAGCAUCCUCCUAGGUCUUACCCCUUUAUUUCCAGGUGGCUGGAUUCAUGCCUUACCACUGCAUUUCAGUUCACCACGACGGCGUUCUUUUUCCCUGCACCCGAUAAGGGGAUUUAUAUACUAUGUAUAUUUUUGUAAUCUCCAUACUGUUAAUUGAACUGCUCAGUUAAAAUGUAAAUACAAUCACUAUAGGAGGUGGAAGCAAACUGAGUUGAUUCAGUACCUCAGUAUCAAAAGCAGUUAAUGUUACAGUUGCCUUGAUUCAGCACCUUUUGUCUUCUGUUCAGAGUGAUGACCUCUUUGUGUGCUACGGACUUUAAAUAAUAACAUAGAAUUUUUCGAGGUUGUAAGGAAAGCUGAAUAAUUUUUAUUCCAGGUAUUUCAUAUGACAGUAACCAUUAAAUAUUAACUGCUACAGUAGUUGUUUACAUUUUGUAUAAGCACAGGAACUAGAUUUUGUUAUUAAUGUACCUAAUCUGUUACCACGGACUGCGGUGGUGGUAAUUGUUUAAUAAUAAACUGUGGUAUUUUUGUUUUUUACCUGUCAA
Messenger RNA from Terrapene triunguis (Three-toed box turtle), 4972 nucleotides. Its product is annotated as glycine dehydrogenase (decarboxylating), mitochondrial. Bases 1781 to 4438 code for a protein of 885 amino acids. Gene Ontology annotation, cellular component: mitochondrion; glycine cleavage complex. Gene Ontology annotation, biological process: glycine decarboxylation via glycine cleavage system. Lineage: Eukaryota; Metazoa; Chordata; Testudines; Emydidae. The transcript is spliced from 23 exons. The record is from RefSeq and is a predicted model, not a curated record. Gene Ontology annotation, molecular function: lyase activity; pyridoxal phosphate binding; glycine dehydrogenase (decarboxylating) activity.